Messenger RNA from Chanos chanos (milkfish), 4272 nucleotides. It is a transcript of the gene atad2b, whose product is annotated as ATPase family AAA domain containing 2B. The coding region runs from base 37 to 4236 and encodes 1399 amino acids. Gene Ontology annotation, cellular component: nucleus. Gene Ontology annotation, molecular function: histone binding; ATP hydrolysis activity; ATP binding. Gene Ontology annotation, biological process: nucleosome assembly; nucleosome disassembly; transcription initiation-coupled chromatin remodeling. NCBI's taxonomy places the organism in Eukaryota, Metazoa, Chordata, Actinopteri, Gonorynchiformes, Chanidae. The record is from RefSeq and is a predicted model, not a curated record. The transcript is spliced from 31 exons.
UGACAGAACUAAGAAGAGCCAAGACGUGGGAAAAUCAUGGUGAACACGAGACAGAGCUCCAAGCACAAGCCAUGCACUCCAUUCAUCUCUUCCCGGACAAGGUCGGCUGCUAGGAACAAUCCAAACUCGGAGGAGCACAACCAUAGAAAGGACCCCAGCAGUGAUGUCAGCUCCUCCUGUAGCCCCCGUUUAUCACCCCCAUCCAAGAGGACCCGCAGACAGACCACUCCGAGCUCCAGUGACACAUCCCCCAGCCCACAGAGCAAAGGCCAGAGAGUAACCUGGAGCAUUCCUACAUACUGCACCAGGUUAUCCUCUGCUUUACAAAAUGGACACGCUCGACUGAACCAGAGGGGAGACGAAAGUAAGAAUGGAGACCAUGCUCACAUGAAUGGGCAUGUGGAACUUAAGAGGAGCUGCCGUUCAAGGAAGAGCCAGUAUGAGCAUCUUAACCAGAGCCUGCUGUUUGACCAGCUCGUCAACAGUACUGCGGAGGCUGUGCUGCAGGAAAUGGAUAACAUCAGCAACAUACGACAGAACCGUGAGGUGGAGCGGCUCAGGAUGUGGACUGACACAGAACUGGAAAACAUGGAUAUGUAUUCCCGUGUCAAGAGGAGGAAAGCUAUGCGCAGGAACUCAUUUGGAAUGCAAACACAUCACAAAGUCCUCAGCCAAUCAGAAGAGCCAGGAGAAGAGGAAGGCACAGAGGAAUCACAUGAAGAGGGUGAAGAGGAUGACGAAGGUGAAGACGAUGAUGAAGAUGACGAAGAGGAUGAGGCAGAGGAGGCUGGAGAAGAGAAUGACAGACCAUACAACCUCAGGCAGCGAAAGACUGUACAGCGAUAUGAGGCGCCCCCUAUAGAGCCAGUGAACAGGAAGCAAAGCAAGAACACACUGUUUGAUACACAUAGAUCCCCUGCCAGAAGAAGCCAUAUAAGAAUUAAGAGGCAUGCCAUUCACAGUAGUGACACCACGUCGUCAUCAGACGAGGAGAGGUUUGAACGGAGGAAAAGCAAGAGCAUGACGCGUGCUCGCAACAGAUGCCUGCCCAUGAACCUGCGAGUGGAGGAUCUUGCGAGUGGAGUUCUGCGAGAUCGUGUGAAAGUCGGUGCUAGCUUGGCUGACGUGGAUCCCAUGAACCUCGACACAUCUGUUAAGUUUGACAGUGUUGGAGGACUGACCAAUCACAUACAGGCCCUGAAAGAGAUGGUGGUUUUUCCUCUGCUUUACCCAGAGGUCUUUGAGAAGUUUAAAAUCCAGCCACCCAGAGGUUGCCUUUUCUAUGGGCCUCCCGGUACGGGUAAGACGCUGGUGGCACGAGCGUUGGCCAAUGAGUGCAGCCAAGGUGACAGGAAGGUGGCGUUCUUUAUGCGGAAGGGGGCGGACUGCCUCAGUAAGUGGGUAGGCGAAUCUGAACGACAGCUCCGCCUACUCUUUGACCAGGCAUACCUCAUGCGUCCCUCCAUCAUCUUCUUUGAUGAGAUUGACGGCCUUGCGCCUGUGCGUUCCAGUAGACAGGAUCAGAUACACAGCUCUAUAGUGUCCACCCUGUUGGCUUUGAUGGAUGGUUUGGACAGUCGAGGGGAGAUAGUAGUCAUCGGUGCUACAAACAGAAUCGACUCUAUCGACCCCGCACUCAGGAGGCCUGGCCGUUUCGACCGGGAAUUUCUGUUCAACCUACCUGAUAAAAAGGCCCGAAAGCACAUUUUAGAGAUCCACACCAGGGACUGGAACCCAAGGCUGGCCGAAUCCUUUUUGGAUGAGUUGGCAGAGAAAUGUGUUGGCUACUGUGGUGCUGACCUCAAAGCACUUUGUACGGAGGCAGCGUUAGCGGCGUUGCGUCGCCGUUACCCUCAGAUCUACAGCAGCAGUCUGAGGUACCAGCUUGACGUGAGCUCCAUCGUGCUGGGCCCUCAGGACUUUGGCCACGCCCUGCGCUCUAUCGUACCCGCCGCCCAGCGAGCUCUCGCUCCUCCCGGCCGCGCCCUCUCCAGCACCAUCCAGCCCCUGCUGGAGGGGGCACUAGCAAGCGUGCUGGCCUGCCUGCUCCGAGUCUUCCCCCAUGCAGAACUCCCACACAGGGAAAACACACAUGACACUGACAAUCAGCUGUUUGACGAGGACUCUUUCAGUGAGUGUGACGGUGAGGCUGGUACUCCCUCUAUCUAUGAACUUCAAUUAGGGUCCCCAAAGAAAGCCGGCAACUCCUCUACAACCAGACCAUUCCUCCAUUUUACCACGUCUGCCUACCUGCAGCCCACCUCGUACCGCCCAAGGCUGCUGUUGACGGGACCACGGGGGUCCGGCCAGAGUACGCAUCUGGCCCCCGCCAUCCUCCAUCACCUGGACAAAUUCACUGUGCACCGCUUAGACCUGCCCACACUCUACUCAGUCAGUGCCAAGACCCCAGAAGAGUCCUGCGCUCAGGUGUUUCGGGAGGCUCGACGGAGCAUCCCCAGCGUGGUUUACAUGCCUCACAUUGGUGAUUGGUGGGAGGCCAUCAGUGAGACGGUGAAGAGCACCUUCCUCACACUGCUGCAGGAUGUUCCCUCUUUCACCCCGCUCCUCAUCCUCGCCACAGCCGAGACCAGUUACAAACAGCUCCCUGAGGAGGUGAAAAGCAUCUUCAGUAUCUCGUAUGGAGAAGUAGCGUGUUUGAAUAUGCCGGGUGAGGACGACCGCCGUAAGUUCUUCAGUGACCUCAUACUGGUGCAGGCAGCGAAGGCACCACCCCAAAGGAGAAAAACAGUACAAGACAUGGAGGUACUAGUCCCAGUAGAGGACCUUGGCCCCCGGCAGCUCUCUCCAGAGGAGCAGCGUCGUCUGGAAGAACAGGAGGAGAACACCCUCCGUGAACUCCGCCUCUUUCUCAGGGACGUCACCAAGCGACUGGCCACUGACAAGCGCUUCCAAAUUUUCAGCAAGCCCGUGGACAUAGAGGAGGUAUCAGACUACCUAGAGGUUAUCAGACAGCCCAUGGACUUGUCUACUAUUAUGACAAAAAUCGACACCCACAAGUAUACGACGGCCAAGGACUUUUUGUUGGACAUUGACCUCAUCUGCAGCAAUGCUUUGGAGUACAAUCCAGACAAGGACCCAGGAGAUAAGAUCAUACGUCACAGGGCCUGCAGUCUGAAGGACACGGCUCACGCCAUGAUCGCCUCCGAACUGGAUCCUGAAUUUGACCGUAUGUGUGAGGAGAUUAAAGAAUCCCGCAGGAAAAGAGACAUCCAGACUGCACCACAACAGCCCUCUACCCAGGGCGCUGUGGCAACAAAGAGGCCAACCGGGGAGGAACCUGCCAGGAGCAGUACUCAGGGCGAUGGAGUGGACAAGCAAUGUAGCAAUAAUAUGAGACGUAAAGUGCGGCGACGCCCAUCCUGGGGGCGGGGAAUUAUCAGGAAGAAGAAAAGCUACAAGAAAGAGGAGGCUGAGGAAGAGGAAGAUCAUGAGGAUGGGGGAGAAGGUGAGGAAGGGGCGGAGGACUCGGCCACCGUCGGCUUGGGUGACUCCAGCCUCACUCAGGACGAAUCCUCCUGUGAUACAAUGGACACCCUUCCCCACAAACAAGCCCCCCAACCCAACGGGCACGUAGUGUCCACUGAGGAGGAGAACUCCAGCGAACCUCCUUCAACUCAAGACCCUCAGGACAGGGAGGAAGGAAAGACCACCUCCCCAGAAGAACCUCACAAGGAAGAGAAAGACUGUACGUCCGCCACCUCCGGUCCACAGGAUUGUGUGAAUGGGAAUGAGUCCAUGGACAGUGAGGACAGUGAGACUAACAGAGAUGGAGGUGGAACGGAGGCGCACGAUGCUAAAGAGCGGAACCCAGGGGAUUAUGGAGAGCCUGCUACCCCAGAAUGCAGUACAAAAGAGAGCAGGGUGUGGACAGAAGGCAUAGCUAGUGACGCAGAGCACAAGACAGACGAUGGGGUCAAAGGGAAGAGGUGCGGAAGGAGCCAAUCAGAGCACCAAUCAGAGCAAGAUGCAGCCGCAGAUAUACAAGAGGAUCCCCCACAGAUGGCACCCCUACCUGCUCUAGUGGUCGAUCACCAGCGACUAUUGGCCUUGUUGGAUCAAGUCGUGUUGAAAACUGAGAACUGCAGCGUGGAUCAGCUGGAAAGACUCUACUCACUGCUACGGCAGUGCAUCUACCAGCAUCGCAGGGACUACAACAAGACACAACUGAUCCAGGAGAUGGAAAGACAAGUCCAGCAUUUCACAACAUUCCCGUGAGAAUUCAGAGGCUUCUGAGUUAAAUGGUAAUUGGAG